Molecule: messenger RNA, 484 nt
Organism: Chiloscyllium plagiosum (whitespotted bambooshark)
Lineage: Eukaryota; Metazoa; Chordata; Chondrichthyes; Orectolobiformes; Hemiscylliidae
Source: RefSeq, a predicted model, not a curated record
AUGUCUAAUGCAUUAUCUGCGCUGAGAUGUCACCUUACUUUUAAAAACCGUAAGUUAUCUCGGGAAUGUGACUGGAAAGAUGGAAGAUUGCAACCUGGAGACCAACUGGUGUCCAUUAACAAGGAGUCCCUGAUUGCAGUUACAGAGGAGGAGGCCAAGAGCAUUCUGACCAGACUGAAGCUAAGAUCUGAGGGAACGGUGGAGAUUGCUUUUGUGCGCAAGAGCCCUCAGCCCAGCUCUGCCUGUAACAUGCCGAAUCCCAGGGCCCAGGUGAUACACUCAUCCCCCACCAGCACUGGAAAUGCAGAGCCCAGCUUACAGUCAGCCCCAGCAAGUCUCCACCCAGUGAUGCAGUCGGGAUUACAGCCCGAAACCGACAACACUGCUGCAGCCAAAACCCAUCAGGGCAAGUCAGGAAGUAAGAAGAACAGUCAGUCGUCUGAGCUGUCACCAGUCAACAGUUCACCGCAUCCAGCCUGUGCAG